AAUGUUGACACCUGUCAUGCGGUCAUAUGUGCAGUGACAGCUGAACAAACUAUAUCAAAGUACAAAAACAAAAAAAUGCUGAUGAAAAAAUGCCGUAUUUAGGAAACUCAUGAAUAUUAUUGUAAGCUUAGAGCUCUAAUAGUAAUUAUGGCAACUCAAGACAAGCUACAGAAAUCCUUGGAUGCUUUGAAAAACCUCUCUAAAAACCUGCAGCCUGAUACCAUAAAGAAAAAAGAAAAAAUACAACACUGCUACACGAUAACAGAUGCUAUCUCAAACCCUACAAUCAAAAUAUCGCCCAGUUUUCAAAACCUGCUAGGCUCUACAAUUCAGACGUUUUUGAACUUGUGUGAUGAUCCUGAUGCGGAUAUCCGCAUGACUAGCGAGGAAUGCCUGAACCGAAUUAUCAGGGCGUUGAGUGAUCACAUAGGGAGGAUUCAAAUUGAGCUACACAAAGAAAUCAAGCAAAAUGGAAAUGCCAAGACCCUUAGGGCAGCUUUGUGGUUAUUUUCUGUAAUGGCAUAUCAGAUAAAACCCCAAAAAGGCAAAAUAUAUGUAACAAAUUUAUUUCCAAGUAUCAUGAAAAUCACUGAAAGAACUGAAGAGUCCAUACAUGAAACAUUGGCUGUGAGUUUGCUGAAGAUAAUGAAGGCUUUGGGAUGUUUCACAUCUGAAAAUGAAAUUAGGGUUUUGCUAAAAGCGUUUCUCAAAAACAUAGGAAACACCUCACCAGUAAUAAGAAGGACCACAGUAACUUCAAUCCUAGCUAUUAUUUUGAAUUGCAAGAAACCUUCCCUCUUCAUAACACGCUGUUUAAACUAUCUUCUUGAUAUCUUGGUACCAGUAAAUGAAACUCAAACUACCCAUAACAUACUAGGAUUUAUGCUUUGUAUGAAAUCUUUACUUCCACAUAUAUCAUUUGCCAGAGAUGACCCGGAUAUACCUUCUGAAAUGAUCACUCAAAAACUCUUGCAGGUAUUUGAAUUGUGUGACCAUUAUCUUACACACAAGGAUCACAAUGUUGUAAACGCAUGUCUUGAGACGCUGAAUGUGUUGCUUCAAAAUUCCACUUCAGAAGUUCAGAAAAAGCUGCUCAGUGAUAAAGGAUUAGGCGUGUCGAAAAUAUUCAAUUCUGCAAUAAGAAAUAGAUCACCAAGUCAACUGAGUAUAACUACAAAUACAACAAUGGGCGAUGAAAGUGUCUUCUCAGAAUCGGAAUUAACCGAAACCAUCCAUACUGACAUUGAAAAAUGGAUAGACGAAUCCAAACUGUCUGUGAUGAACAUAAAUUUUGCAAAGACCAUCAGCAAAUCUCAAUCCUUAGAGAAAAUAGAUAAUUUUCUACCGGAGGACGAUUGUCACGGUUAUGGUUAUCAGAAAAUGAACGAAUUGGGCGGCGAAAAGUUUGUCAGCAAAUUAAAGACGCAUAGUGUGGGAGAAGAGCUAGAAGCGUUGACUAUCAGCGAAAACUCGUCUGAAAAGAGUUGUUCGGAAGAGAAAGCUGUAUCUGAAGAUGAAGCACAGGAAAUCGAUGUAGGCAGCAUAUACGACAACCACCCGCUUCUCCACCUUAUCCGUCUGAUCUGCAAACAGUUCCUGCUGACAGGCACCCCCGGCAAUUACAUCCCGGACAAAACAGUGAGGGUAUCCGUCAAGCACUUAGCCUUAACCUGCCUCUCGACGUGUUUUCGACUCUGCCCCACAGGCAUGUUCGUCGCGUUGGACAAGAGCGGCGGCCAAUCAGAGAGCAGGAAGACCUGUCAAGCUGUCGGCGAUCUUCUUUUGUUCCGCGGCCACUGCGAUCCGCAGUUGAGGGGCGCGGUGAGGAUGUUGCUGGGCGAGUUUGCGAGGACUGUGAGUACUCAAGGUGGUAAAGACGGGUAUGAGGGGUGGAUCGAGAGGAACGCCGGGGAUAGAGGGGAGGCGUUUUCGGUGCAGAGAUUGGCUGAGAUAUUUUUGGAGGGUUUAACUGAUGAGUCUUCCACCUGCAUUCGACAGACCCUGAUAAGUUUAGAAAUCAGUUUAGGUCAUCUUUUGGCGUCAAAAAAUAGUUCUGCGAUGUUACCGGUCCUCGAGCACUUACCUCUUCUGGCAAAGAAUCCCUACUGGCUGGUUAAGGUGGAGCUAUGUGAAUUGGUGUCGAAAAUAGAUUAUAUCUCGGUACAAUUUGUGACGAAUAGCAGCGACUUUCAGCAAAAAAUUAUAUACAAUGUACUGUUUGAGCUCUUGGAUGAUUCAGAUCAGCGCGUCAGAACGGCCGCAGGAAACGCGAUUGUAAAGAUAAUACCGCAAUUAUAUUUUGCCGAAUACAGGGUGAGAGAAGAUGCUGUCACCACAAAGGCUGUGUUACAAACGGAAAAUUUAUUCGAAUGUUUGAAAGAAUCCGGUUCAGAUACAAGCGUAAAUCGGAAGAACUUCAUAAGACAAAUGCCUUUUCCGUUCAAUGAAAUGUUGCAAAAGCCUUGCAGAAGAAUUGAAUUCUCGCUGUCAAAAAUACUCGUGAAAUUGUGUAACUUUGUUUUGACAUCGACGUCAAAACACCUCAUCAGCGGCAGCUUAGAAACAUUGUCUUACCUCUCGAAGACGUAUCCAUGUACAGUGUACAGACACGCCUGGUGUACCAAAGAUUUCAAAAAAACUGAAGACAUUACCAAAGAAACGUUACCUGAUCUACUGAAGAUGUGCGUCAAUAUGUUCGCAAGUUCUACUCACAUCUACGAUAUCCAAACCCACAUGAAGGUUUUGGACCUCACCGCAAAUUUAUAUGCAGGCAAUUCCUUGGCCUUGAUUGGCCCCCACGUCGACUCGGAAUUCACUCCUCUCGUCUGGGCGAUGUUCUCCAGCGAAUCGUUCGGCAACCUUUCUGAACAGUACCUCACGCAUAUCGUCAAACUGUUGAACAUUUUUAAUCACGUGCUGAACGAACUGACGCCGCUACCUCCUCAAUCGAAAACGAUAUUGCCGAGUCUUCCGCCCGCGGCGAAUUUGUCGCCGAUCAAAAGGAGAAAGAGCGAUUUGGACAAAAAAAUGCUGACCACGUUGAAGAGUGAGAAGGACGAAAGGAAUGAGAGGAGGGAUGGCAUGAAGAGCACUUUGGGGAGUUUCGUGCAGUCCUCGCAUUACAUGAGGGUUUUCGAGGGGUUGAAAGGGGCUUUUAUGAAUUAUAAGAUGUCCCUGGAUACGGAAUCAUCACACACAUUCGUCGACCUCAUGGUAGCAACACUAAGAAACAUAUCCGUUUUGAUGGAAGUCGGCUCUUUAACCGAGUUCAGUAGAGUUUCCGAAGAUAUCCUGAGCUACUUUCGGUCUACUUUCACGGUAAAACCUUCAGCGACUGUGGAGGGCGUACAACAGUUAUUGAAGUGUCUUUUUGGAACCAAUUUGGCAGCGAACAUCGCAGAGCUGAGCACAAAUAGGAAGGAAGAUGAUGAAAUUGUUGAAGGUUUCCAUUACAACGUGUAUCACAAACCGUACAGCUUUGUGACCCAACAUGUAUAUCUGUUGGAUAAUAUUUCCCGAUUCGGAUUAGACGAUGACAGCACAGUGAUGGGAUAUUUGCAUCGAAAAGAUGUCAAAAGGCGAUCUGUAAUUUUAACGAAGAGCUCUGACAAAAUUCUAGCCACCUACAUCCGAAUUUUCGAACCUAUGGUCAUCAAAUCACUAAGGCAAUAUACGAUAACUAGUGAUGUGGAGUUGCAAUGCCAAGUACUUCAGUUGCUGAGUCAGUUAGUUCAACUACGUGUGAAUUACUGCUUACUAGAUUCUGACCAAGUGUUCAUCAACUUUGUUUUGAAGCAGUUCGAGUAUAUCGAAGAGGGACAAAUUCCGCAUUCUGAUGAAUUGAUACCAAAGAUAUUCCAGUUCCUCGUACAGUUGUCUUAUAGUAAACAACACUCAAAAUGUAUAAUAAGUGUUCCAAAAAUUAUCCAACUUUGUGACGGCUUGAUGGCCAGUGGUCAACCGGCUGCCACACACUGUAUUCCUGCUUUAGAACCUAUAGUAGACGACAUUUUCCUCACCAGAAACAAAUCGAACACGACUGAUAUGAAGGAACUAGAAACUACUAGAGAGGUUGUGCUAUCGAUGCUUUUAAGACUGACAGGCCACAAGCAAGUGAUGGAUCUAAUAACGCUGAUCUUAGAAGACAGCAAGUAUUGUAUAGACAACACCGAAAAGUGGCAAGAUUGGUCAACGAGAGUGUUUUCGGUGCUGUUGCCGCUACUCAAACAGAACAAACUAAAGAUGAGCAAUCCUGAGGAGUUUGUGGCUCUAAAAGGUCUCAUAAUGGCUCUCAAUCCCGAAGUCUUCCAUCCAUUUGACGAAAUCACGGUUACGUUCUUUCAAGAACCACCUCGGGAUGCAGAUAUAUCAGUGUUCAACAGUUGGCUGGCCAAAGUGCAGAUACUUCUCAACGUCCUCAGUCCACUUAAAGAAGACACGCUGUUAUCGAAAAUUGAAAAACUGAAAUCCGAGUUUUCUCCAGCCAGCAUUUUUGAAAACGUUACAACCAAGGCGGACCCGCUAAAUGUUAAUAACAAUGCAGAAACAUUCCAGAAUAUCCGGGCGGAAUUUAUAUUUGUCAGAUUUCUAUUGAGGAUCAUAUCUCUGAGUGCUAAGAAGUGUUUUGAGGUCAUUCAGAAUCAGGAAGGCGGAUUUCUGAUGCAGCAGGUGUCAGCGUUUUUGAUGCAUAGUCUAUACAUAUUUCAAUCAGGAAAUCAUUUGAAGAUAACAAAAACAGCUAUCCGUACAUUGAUGGAAAACACACCUCGUGAUCAGCAAAACAUCGUACAGGUCAACGAAAUUAGUGAGAUAUUUUUAAGUUUAAGUAACUUUUAUCCAGUAUUAAGCUGUCAGUGGUGUUGUGUAUUGGCUUCAGUCAAUUAUUUUGACGAGAAGUUGAAUUCCAUGGUAUUUGAAGAUGAUCCAAAGGAUGCUAGGGUUAGGACCAAGAAGUCGAUCGAUAGUGAGAUCGUCAAAGCGGGAGCUGCAAUUUGUUUCUGUGAUUAUUUGACUGAAAAUUCGACUGAGACAAACCUGGCUGUACAGUUUUUGAAAGGAAACUCAAAACUUCUAGUCAUGUUAUAUGAAGAACCACCUGCGCAAGAGUUUAUAUCGUUUGUCCAUAGAGAUGCCGUCCUCAGCAAACUUUUCAUAGAAGAGUUAUCUCGACAGAUUUGCGAUAUUGAUCCCCUUGUCGAUAAAAUGAGAUUCCUGAGAAGCAUAGAAAACUGCCACUCUUCGCAAAUCGGGGCCGUUUUGAAACUGCUUGUUCCGAAAAUCUUGAAUUUUCAUCAAGCGGUCGUGUCCAGACUCGCUGCAAAUAUGGCUAGUCGAAAAGUGGAAAUAUUAUUGACUCUAUCUCCAGAAGAAGUGAAACAGCUGUUAUCAAAAGAGGAUCUAGAACGGAUACAGAAGAGUUUGAUUGAUUUGAAGUUAGUGAGAAGGCACGAAGCUCUCGUCAGCCUGCUCAAUAAACUGACGCAGUUCUACAAACUUCCGCCGAUCGAGUUCGAGCAACGACGCACGGUUAACGCGGAGCACAUAAAAACGCUGAAGAUCAACAAAAAGUGGUACCUGUCCCAGAUCCAAGCGCGGUACGACGAUGUAAACGUUGCCGACGAGACGGCGGAGUUGCUCAGCAAAUUAGAGUACAACGAAAUAAUCAGCUUCAUGUCGAGCAGUAGCUUCAAUAAGUCGUGUUUGAAGGACUGCUUGCGGUUAGGAUUGGAGAUGAAUCGGAAAGAUGAUGAGUCGGAUAUUGCUAAGGCUAGCGUGGAUUGCGUGGUGAAGGAUGUUACUAGUAUUGUUAGCAGGAUCGGGCAAGCUCAACAGGUUUUCAGUACCCCAGUAUCGAAUCAACUGCACCCACUUUUCGAAAACGAAGAUUUCUCCAGUCUCCUACGCAGCAUAGCCCAAUGUAUUCCUCUGCUAUUAGACUGUUCCUGCGCCAAAUCUAAAAAAUUCACAAUCAACAAUUGGGAAGAGUUCUUGAUAUUCGGCGCGAUUUGCUUGGAAUACAUCAGUUACUUGCACAAAUCAAGAAAAACGAUCACAAAAGUACAUACUGUGGAUAUUUUUCUGUCAGCUGCUCACAGCAUAUUCAAGGAAAGCUUUGUAUGCGAUCUUCUAAGCGACGAAGGCAAAAAAUCGUGGUAUUGCUCGUCUGUGACAAGCAUCUACAACCUUGUAGAAAUCUUGUUGAGGAAUGACGUUCCAUUGCCAAGCAUACCAAACUAUCUAAAGGAACUAACACAGAGUACUGAUAACUCCACUCUAAUAGACUCAUGUCACAAUCUGUACACUCUAGUAACGUGGAUCUAUCAUCAGAAAGGAGUUAACAAAACGAAUAUUCCGGAGUUUCUGUUCGAGAAACUGAAAAGACUAGUGAUUAGUUUUUCUAGAGCGUCUUUAGGGAACUCGUACGUUUUGUUGCCGUCCACGGCUUGGAAAACGGGUUGGAGACCUGAAAAUGUCAAUUUGACCCAAGUUGGUGUUUUGCCUAUGGAAGUUUUGCAAGAAAUUGAUGUUUUAGAGGAGUUCAUAUUCAGAAUAACCUUGCUUGGCUGGACCUCCCGGCAGCAAUUUGAAGAAACGUGGAUGUGCCUGCUAAGCGUGUUGUGUAGACCAACAACUGAAGAGUUAGACUCCAUAGAAUUCAAUGAGGCAGCUCAUACUUCAGCGUUAGCUAUCAAAGCUAUCUCGUCACUGCUCCUACAAACCCUUACGUGUUCACAAGCAGGAAAUCCAAACGUUUUCAAAUGUGUUCACGUGUCCAGGAAUGAAGAGAUACCUAAUGAAAAUAUUUGUAUAAAAAAACUGAAAGUAGUCCAAGACUGUAUGCAGAGCAAGUGUGAAAAUUCAUGUGAUCUAUGCAAUAAAAAAUACACGCUGAACAUCUUCAAUCCAAGGAACUUCGAGAAAUUGAGCCACAAAUACGGUUAUGGUCAAGUAUCCGUAAAAUAUUUUUUAAUCGUCACUGGGAGCAAAGAUAGCGAAGAUUAUUGUAUAGCAAGUGAAGUGUAUAGAAGUAGAAAGAAAAUGCUGGAAGAGAGUGGGUUGGAUAUUAAUUCGUGUCUACAGUUUUUGAUCGAUUAUUUUACUCAAUUGAUGAAGCCGCAGGCAAAAACUCAUAUAAUGGUUCUACACGAAGCUAUUCGUUCAACAUUGAUCAUAUCGGAUCUAUUUAUGGACAAAGCUCAAUUUUCCUGGUUAUUAGACGUGUUUCUUGAAUUAUCCAAGUUGCACACUGUAGAAGAUGAGUUGCUCCAUCAGUAUUUAAUCACUGGGAUUUGUAAAGCUGUUGCCGUUUUGUCACCAGAAUUAGAAGUAUAUGAGCAAGUGAAGAAGAUGUUAACCUUGUACCUGAAAAGUCCCUACCUAUCGUCGAGGAUAGCAUCAUUGUACGGUCUUCUAUACAUUUUGGAAGGGUGCAAGUUAAGCAAUAUCACCAUAGGUGGCAUGUCAGAAGAAAUGCAAGUUAUCGUACCUUUGGCUGUGGAAUAUGUACAGUUUAAUUUAAAUGUUAACAACGUGUUGAAGAAAUCUCAGGAACAUUCCAGUUUAGUGUGGUCGUUAGCUUUCUACUUACUUGAAAAUGUAGAUGAAAGGAACCUAGACCAGAACUUUGUAGCAACUACGAUUUCAACGGCAUUCAGCAUUUUAGCUGGAUCCUCGGAUUUGUUACAUGUUGCUAUUAUUAAGGGCCUAGAACGACUUCUUGUGGUAAAAAGUACAAAUUAUUUAGAAAAAUUUGGAAAGCAGUAUUCGAAACUAGCUUUAGAAAUGAUGAAACACGAUAAUCCUUCCAUAGCUCUUUUAGGAACACAAUUAUUACUAUCAUAUAUGUAUACAGAUUGUACAAAUCAGCUGCAGAGUUCCCAAUCUCUGACAAAUGCUCAGGUAAAUCCCGACCAGUUAGUGCAGACAAUAGAAAAAAUGUCGUCGAUAUUCGAAAGGAUAAAGAAAGGUUACGUGUACGAAGUGGAAAUUCUGUGUUCUGUCCUUCCGAUCGUUCUAGAAGAUUUUUUUUCGCCUUCCGAUAUUCUCACGAAAGUUAUCGGAGAAUUUCUGUCUUCGCAGCAACCACACCCUAAGCUUCUCAGCAGGGUCGUUUUCCAGCUAUUCCAAAGUGCAAUUCUCAAGGACCAACUUCCUUUGCUUCAAGAUUGGGUGGUGUUUAGCCUAUCGAAUUUCACGCAGUCCUUCUCGAUCGGCAUGGCAACGUGGUGUCUCACUUGCUUCUUUCUCAGUGCCAGCGCGAACCCUUGGUUGAGAUCAUAUUUUCCUUACGUACAGACGAGGGUUGGCAGGCAGAAACCGAAACACCGGGGCACCACGGCUGCUUAAAGACACCUGAUAUGUAAGACAAUGUCGGAGCCAAGGCCGGUCACUGUGGAACACCCGCGUUGACUUUGUGGGUGUCAAUUACGACGGAUAUCUUGUGGUAUGAAUAUGAAGACAAAACGAUGCUCUGCAUAGCUGGCGCUGAUUUUUACAGGAACCUUAGCAGUGAGACACAACGGCAAACCUUUGUAGAUAACUUCCAGAAGGCAAAAGAUCAGCCUGACACACCUUAUAACGAUUUGUUGUUAUCUCUAUAGAUUUUAAUGUAUUGUUCUUGGAACCUAUAAGCAUUCUAGAAGCGAUACAUGUUUUAUAUAUGAACAAAAGAUGUAGAGAAUAUCGAAACGUCAGUAUUUUUGAUUUCUUGAAAAAGCUUAUUAUUGUCCAGAUUUAGUGUACGAUGACCAUAGUAAAAUGCACCAGUUGCAAAAAAAAAUCCAGCUUAUCUGUUAUUAGAAUCUUCACUACAGAGCUUUAAAACCAAAAAUUAAAAAUGCUAUAAAGUGCAGUGCUUCAUUGUUUCAUCUUGAAUGAAGUAUUUGUCUGUAACAUUACGUAAAUGCUUCUUGGAUGCUUAGAUUCCUUUAUGGAAUUUUUAACCUUGUUAACAUUUUCAUUGUAUAGAGUUUUCAAAGAAUAAUGUAAUAUAUUUGUAAAUAAUAAAUUAUUAAAA
Molecule: messenger RNA, 9016 nt
Organism: Acanthoscelides obtectus
Lineage: Eukaryota; Metazoa; Arthropoda; Insecta; Coleoptera; Chrysomelidae
Source: the annotation of a GenBank genome assembly